Messenger RNA from Zophobas morio, 732 nucleotides. RefSeq lists its product as uncharacterized. The transcript has a single exon. The record is from RefSeq and is a predicted model, not a curated record. Lineage: Eukaryota; Metazoa; Arthropoda; Insecta; Coleoptera; Tenebrionidae. Bases 1 to 732 code for a protein of 243 amino acids.
AUGAAACUUCGGCUAAACUGCCCCCACCUAGAUUUAGCACAACGUUUCGAUAUUUCGCAAGCAGCUGUAACGAAUAUCGUGAUUACAUAUGUGCAUCUAAUUUAUGAAGUCCUAUAUCAACAAUUUAUGGAGGUGAUACCAUCUCGACAGAAAAAUAAGUCUUGUUUGCCAACAAGCUUCAGCAACUUUACAAAUUGCAGAGCAGUUCUAGACUGUACAGAAAUAUUUACUGUUGUUGCUAGAACGUCAAUGAAAAAGCAACGUCUUACAUACAGCAGCUACAAACACCACAACACUUUUAAGGGCUUAAUAGGUGUGGCUCCAAAUGGUGUCAUUACCUAUGUAAGUGACCUGUACGUGGGAUCUACUUCAGAUCAAAAAGUUGUGCAGGAUUGUGGGAUAUUGAAACAGUUAGAAGUGGGCGAUUUAAUAUUAGCCGACAGGGGUUUUCUGAUUCAAAAUAUAUUGCCUCCUGGUGUGAGUUUGAAUAUUCCACCAUUUUUAAGAAGUCCCCAGUUUACACCAGAACAAGUCCAAUGCACUGAAAAUAUAGCACGUGCAAGAAUUCAUGUGGAACGGGCUAUACGACGCAUGAAGUGCUAUCACAUUUUAAAUUUCAUGCCACGCUCAUUAUGUAGUUAUGGGGAUGUGGUAUUUAAAGCUGUGGCAGCAUUAACAAAUCUACAAUAUCCCCUUAUUAGAGAAGUGAGCCAAUUUUUUAACGACGAGUAA